This is a messenger RNA of Oncorhynchus masou masou (cherry salmon), 5342 nucleotides long. Its product is annotated as vang-like protein 1. NCBI's taxonomy places the organism in Eukaryota, Metazoa, Chordata, Actinopteri, Salmoniformes, Salmonidae. Bases 68 to 1699 code for a protein of 543 amino acids. Gene Ontology annotation, cellular component: plasma membrane. The transcript has 8 exons. The record is from RefSeq and is a predicted model, not a curated record. Gene Ontology annotation, biological process: multicellular organism development.
CUCCUGCAUCACACCCAGGCACCCUCCUCAGACACCUAGCCAAUCGCUUGUUCUGAACAGCGUUACCAUGGACACCGAGUCCACCCACUCUGGCUACUCCAACAGAUCCAACAGACAUGGGGAGCAGAGUCGGCGUGAGCGGCGUAAGCUCAGCAGUAAGGACAGCAGCCGGUCAGAGCGGUCUGUAAUCAUCAACAGCCCCUACGGGCCCACUCAGGUCUCCCCCAACCACAACAGCGAGCCCCUGCUAGAAGUCCCCAGCUCUGUGGCUGGAGACGAGGCUCCAAGCCUCCAGGAUGAUAACUGGGGGGAAACCACCACGGCGGUGACUGGCACCUCAGAGCUUAGUCUAUCCCAGGAGGAGGUGGUUGGUCUGGGGAAGAGGUCAGAGGACGGCCUGGGGCAGGGCUGUCGGCGUUACGCUCCCCUAGCUCUGGGCCUCUGUGUGGGGCUACUGGUCCUGGCCACCCCCCUGGCCUUCCUGGUCCUCCCGGCGGUGCUGUGGCCGGCCAGGCUGCAGGCCUGUGGCUCAGCCUGCGAGGGCCUCUUCCUCUCUGUGUCCUGUAAACUUCUCAUCCUUCUGCUAGCUGUGUGGGCGAUCUUCCUGCGCCAGGACCGUGCCAGCCUGCCCAGGGUGUGUGUGUACCGAGCCCUCCUGGCCAUGCUCACACUGCUGCUCACAAUCUCCUACUGGCUGUUCUAUGGGGUCCGCAUCCUCGACUCACAGGAUGAGGACUACCAGGGUAUCGUCCAGUUUGCUGUGUCUCUGGUGGACUCUCUGCUGUUUGUCCACUACCUGGCCAUUGUUCUGCUGGAGCUCAGACAGCUCCAGCCCUGCUACAGCCUGUGUGUUAUACGCUCCACUGACGGAGAGACACGCUACUACAACCUGGGACAGCUCAGUAUUCAAAGGGCAGCUCUGUCUCUGCUGGAGUUCUACUACAGGGACUUCCCUCUCCAUAACCCUGCCCUUCUCUCCGCCUCCAAGCACCGUGCCGCCAAGCACCUGGCCGGCCUCAAGGUCUACACCGUGGACGGCCCAGUGAACCCAGCGGGGCCAGCAGGGGGAUCGGGGGGGUCGCAGGUGGGGGGUCAGCCGCGGGCCAUGAUCUCUGCAGCAGCCAGGCGCAGAGACGCCACUCACAACGAACUAUACUACGAAGAGGCCGACCAUGACCGACGGGUCCGCAAACGCAGAGCCAGGCUGGUGGUGGCUGUGGAGGAGGCCUUCAUGCAUGUGAGGCGGAUGCAGCAGGAGGAGCAGAAAGCAUCCCCUGGGGAUGUGAUGGACGUACGGGAAGCGGCCCUGGCCAUAUUCCCCUCCAUGGCCCGCGCCCUGCAGAAAUACCUCCGAACCACCAGAAGGCAGCACUGCCACAGCAUGGACAGCAUCCAGAGACACUUGGCCUUCUGCCUCACACACAACAUGAGCCCCAAGGCAUUCCUGGAGGCCUACCUGUCCCCUGGUCCUACGCUACAGUAUGGUCGAGAGCGCUGGAUGGCCGGUCAGUGGACUCUGGUCAGCGAGGCUGCGGUCACUAGCGGUCUGAAGGAGGACACAGUCUUCUCACUGAGGUGUCUAGACUUCAGCCUAGCGGUAACAGUCAAGUCCAUCCCCUACAUUGUAAUGACUGAGGAGUAUGUCGAUCCAAAGUCACACAAGUUUACCCUGAGUCUCCAAUCUGAAACAUCAGUCUAACAGACGCAUGUAGAAGAACUGUGGGAAUUCUAGACUUGUCUGUUUUGUGUUCAGUUUCUUAAACCCUCUUUUACUUUUGACAUGCUCUUGUUGUGCUAUUUUGCUUUUCUCUUCUAUUUAUAUUACCGGUGUUUAUAAAGAUUAUUUUGGCUACUUUGAGAUUUGUUAUUGUACGUAAUUGAUAUGAACAGAUGCAUAUUGGAUAUUGUAACAAGAUGAAGUGUUAGCUGGUCAUAUAAUAGUUAAUAAAUGGUAGGGAUCCCCAGCCCUAUGGCUCUUUUGGAGUGAAGAUGACCGAUGGAGAGAGUUAGGGAACAUGCUCUGAUUUCUAUUGUCCUGAGGCACACUGGAUCAUUGAAUUAUGUCAGUGGGUUUUCAAUACACUGUCGACGACCCUCCCGCAUUUUGUUCUUCCUCUGUGUGUGUGUGUGUGUGUGUGUGUGUGUGCGUGCAUGUGUGUGUGUGUGUGUGUGUGACUGUGUGUAUGUGGGGGGGUAUUUUCAUAUGGUCUGCCCUGCUAAUAUGAAUGAAAUACUACCUAAUAAUCACAAACAGUUCAGGUUCAGUUUUAUCAAACUAAGAAUUGCUUUUGUUUACAGUUAAUGGAUUGUACAUGUGUGUUUUUAUAUACGGUUGAAGUUGGAAGUUUACAUACACUUAGGUUGGAGUCAUUAAAACUCGUUUUUCAACCACUCCACAAAUUUCUUCUUAACAAACUAUAGUUUUGGCAAGUCGGUCAGGACAUCUACUUUGUGCAUGACACAAGUCAUUUUUCCAACAAUUGUUUACAGACAGAUUAUUUCACUUAGAAUUCCCUGUAUCACAAUUCCAAUGGGUCAGAAGUUUACAUACACUAAGUUGACUGUACCUUUAAACAGCUUGGAAAAUUCCAGAAGAUUUCAUCGCUUUAGAAGCUUCUGAUAGGCUAAUUCUCAUCAUUUGAGUCAAUUGGAGGUGUACCUGAGGAUGUAUUUCAAGGCCCACCUUCAAACUCAGUGCCUCUCUGCUUGACAUCAUGGGAAAAUCAAAAGAAAUCCGCCAAGACCUCCACAAAAAUUAUAGACCUCCACAAGUCUGGUUCAUCCUUGGGAGCAAUUUCCAAACGCCUGAAGGUACCACGUUCAUCUGUACUAACAAUAGUAUGCACGUAUAAACACUAUGGGACCAUGCAGCCGUCAUACCGCUCAGGAAUGAGAUGCGUUCUGUCUCCUAGAGAUGAACGUACUUUGGUGAAUCAAUCCCAGAACAACAGCAAAGGACCUUGUGAAGAUGCUGGAGGAAACGGGUACAAAAGUAUCUCUAUCCACAGUAAAACGAGUCCUAUAUCGACAUAACCUGAGAGACCGCUCAGCAAGGAAAAAGCCACAGCUCCAAAACCGCCAUAAAAAAGCCAGACUACGGUUUGCAACUGCACAUGGGGCCAAAUAUUGUACUUUUUGGAGAAAUGUCCUCUGGUCUGAUGAAAAAAAAUAGAAUUGUUUGGCCAUAAUGACCAUUGUUAUGUUUGGAGGGAAAAGGAUGGAGGCUUGCAAGCCGAAGAACACCAUCCCAACCGUGAAUCACAGGGGUGCAGCAUCAUGUUGUGGGGUUGCUUUGCUACAGGAGGGACUGGUGCACUUCACAAUUGCAUCAUGGGGCAGGAAAAUUAUAUGGAUCUAUUGAAGCAACAUCUCAAGACAUCAGUCAAGAAGUUAAAGCUUGGUCGCAAAUGGGUCUUCCAAAUGGACAAUGAUCCCAAGCAUACUUCCAAAGUUGUGGCAAAAUGGCUUAAGGACAACAAAGUAAAGGUAUUGGAGUGGCCAUCACAAAGCCCUGACCUCAAUCCUAUAGAGAAUUUGUGGGCAGAACUGAAAAAAUGUGUGCAAGCAAGGAGGCCUACAAACCUGACUCAAUUACACCAUCUCUGUCAGGGGGAAUGGGAGCUUGUGGAACACUUCCUGAGAAGUUUGACCCAAGAUAAACAGUUUAAAGGCAAUGCUACCAAAUACUAAUUGAGUAUAUGUAAACUUCUGACCCACUGGGAAUGUGAUGAAAGAAAUCAAAGCUUAAAUAAAUUAUUCUCUCUACUAAUAUUCUGACAUAAAGCGGUGAUCCUAACUGACCUAAAACAUGUAUUUUUACUAGGAUUAAAUGUCAGGAAUUGUGAAACUGAGUUUAAAUGUAUUUGGCUAAGGUGUAUGUAAACUUCCGACUUCAACUGUAUGUAAUGUCUUGCGUUUUUAUUUAAAAGUUAUAUUUGAUUUGAUUGAUGCUUUUCUACCUGGCUGUACAGUUUGGCUGUAUAGUUGUGGAAUUAUAUGGAUGAAAAAGGUUCUGUUAUUGUACUCCCCAGGAUUCCUAGACAUUAUCUGUAAGAGGUUGUCCAAACCUGUUGGGCUCAAACCCAGAGCGGACUAUUGCGGAAUACUACAGUUGAGCAAACAAAGAAGCUAGUAAAACCGGAAGAAAUGUAUUCAUAAUUUUGAGUGAGAGAUUUUCUGUACUUUUCUGAUUUGGAGUCUAAUGACAAGACAUGCAUUAUAUGUGUGUCUUAUCUCCAGAUGAAAGAAAGCUAUUAUUAAAUUUCUACAGAACCUAACCCUGUAAACUAAGAGAAUCCGAUUGAGGCUCAAGUUUUUUGUCUUCAGAUAUGAGAGAAGACAACAGAUUAAAGAAGGAUGUCACAAUAUUCUCUCUUUUAGUCCCUAUGUUUGAGACUUGUGGAGAAUACACACAAAGAGAAGUGGUUCUCGUAAUGCAUUUUGUCCCAGACAUGACUGACUGAUCUGAUACCGUAGCUUUUCCUCUACUGUCUCCAAGUCUGCAUACGCGCAUCUUCAUGUACUGAAAGUGAUUCAAAUAGGCCAAAAUGAUACAUUUCUCAUGUCUUUUUUUACAUUGUUUGAUAUGGUUUGUUCCUCAGUAUUGAUGUUCAGAGUGCAGACAACAGUGAGGGAAGUCUACAGUCACAAAAGAGGCCGUACAACUGGCACAGAUAUGGGAUUUUUAUGCUUAUCUCUGUGAACUCAAUAUACAGUAUUUGUUUGUUUUAAUAUUGUAUUGUUUUAGCCAAAUCUUCCCUAUUACAUGUGCAUAUUAUUCAAGACUAUAUUAGAAUGAAAUUGUUUGUUAUUGUAAUUGUACAAUCAUUGUUGUCACCAAAAGGUUACAUGUUUUUCAGGAUUUUAUACUGAUUAAAUUAUGGCUGUGAAUAUUUUCCUGUUCGAAUUCACCCUUUUAUUAGUUUUUAUCUUGAGGUGACCACAGGUUAUAAGUGUUGGAUUGGUCAAAGCAAGGUUGCCAACCAAUUGCUUUCCCUAAUCGAACCAAUUCCGAUAUGUGACUAUUUCAAGGAAGGGAGAAAGGAUGUAUUUUUCAAGUAUUCGACCAGGGCAUUUACCUCCUUGUAUGUCUCCUUCAUUACAAAGGUGCCUCUGUUUUAAAACACAUAUGAUGUAUGCUCUAUGUGUUUGUUAUUGUAUGCAAGUAUGUUCGUUCAAUAAUGUAUGGUGUGUGUGCGAAUGCACCAUUGCCAUCCUAAAUGUUGUUCUGACCAAUUCGGUCUCAAGUUUUCACUGGUGUUGUUUUUUAAAGAUUUACAUAUAUGGAAUUACAAUAACUGUAUAAAGAUUCAAAUUUGUAAAAUAAAUAUUUGUAUGAACAU